UCUACUUGUUAUUCUUCCGUGCUCUUCUAAAUUUCUUUUACUUAAAUUUGAAAGUUUCCUUCUACCAUUUGAUGUAAUAAAUACUGAGUGUAAAAUAUGUAAUCUCUCAUUUAUUGUGUCUCCUUCCACUUCCAUAUAUUCCCUCUAUGUAUUGUGUCCAUCUCAUUGUGCUUUGAGUUCCCAUCUCUUCUUGGUGCCUCACUCUAACCCAUUACUUCUUGGUCUCGUGCUGUAGACUUGUACCCAUAUCGUCCUGAGGCCCAGAAAACUUGAGUGGAUUCUGGAGACCUCAUGCCUUGAGCCUCUUUUCAUCCCACCUCUCCUAUUGCACCUACCAGCUCUUUAUUGCGUGUCCCUUUCGCAACCCUCUAUCUCCAUAUAUCCCCAUUGUCACUGCCCAUUUCUUCUUCCCUCCCAGAAAGCUCUUGGCCAUUCUCCACAGGCCCGUCUCUUUUUUUUAGCUUACCGGCUUCCUAUUUGCACCGAAAAGCUUGGAAGGGCUUGGGAGAUCUCAUGAUUUGAGCUUCUUUUCUUCUGUCUCUAGGCUCGGAAGUGUGGAUAUCAAGUUGCACUGAACAGUUCUCAGUUCUCAUUGAUCAGAGUGACCAACCCCAAAACCAAAGACAUGGAUUACUGAAUUCCUAGCAGAAGCCUCCACCAUCAGCAUCAGCAGCAGCAGCAGCUACAAUCAGUAUUCGAUUUAACCGAGAACCAUUGAAGUAUGUUGUCGGCCGGAGGGAGCUCCAAGACCGACAGCUCGGCCAAUUCAUCCGCCCCUGACGGUGGGUUGCGGCUGAGCCGGUAUGAGUCCCAGAAGCGCCGGGACUGGAACACCUUCGGCCAGUACCUCCGGAACCACCGGCCGCCGCUCGCACUCUCCCGGUGCAGCGGCGCCCACGUGCUCGAGUUCUUCCGCUACCUGGACCAGUUUGGCAAGACCAAAGUGCACGCCGUUGGAUGCCCAUUCUUCGGCCACCCGCACCCCCCGGCGCCGUGCCCGUGCCCCCUCCGGCAGGCCUGGGGCAGCCUCGACGCGCUCAUCGGCCGCCUCCGCGCCGCCUUCGAGGAGAACGGCGGCCAGCCGGAGGCCAACCCCUUCGGGGCCCGCGCUGUCCGGCUCUACCUCCGGGAGGUCAGGGACAGCCAGGCCAAGGCAAGGGGGAUCGCCUACGAGAAAAAGAAAAGAAAGCGAACCUCUCCCUCGCAGCAGGGUCAUGGCUCGCAGCUGCCGGCUCCAGCGACGGCUCCUGCCAUCACCCACCGUCGGCUGGAGCCCGACUUGAAUUCGCUGAGUGGCGGGCGCCCGCUUCACCUCCAUGCUCCUCUGGUGAUGCCGGCCACGGAGGCCGGUGGAGACCACCAGGUGAUCAUGGCAGCCGCGGACGCUCAUUCGGGCUCCGGGAUGAUACCAUUAUCAGUGUUUAAUUAGUAAGCUAUUUAGUUUGCAGUAAGAGUUCUUUCUAGUUAUAUUGUGACAGUCUGUGUGAUCUCUGUGUGUGGAGGACUCUCUAAAAGGUUGGCGUACUAGCCGUUGUUCUCUAUGUUUAACAGACGAUUUUAUGUGGUUCAUUGAAUGUAUAUCAUGUUUACGGUUA
Messenger RNA from Phoenix dactylifera (date palm), 1595 nucleotides. RefSeq names its product protein G1-like1. The record is from RefSeq and is a predicted model, not a curated record. NCBI's taxonomy places the organism in Eukaryota, Viridiplantae, Streptophyta, Magnoliopsida, Arecales, Arecaceae. Gene Ontology annotation, biological process: mRNA transcription; response to light stimulus. Gene Ontology annotation, cellular component: nucleus.